AAAAAAUAUAAUGUCACACUACACAAUUAGAGUUAAUAGUGGCUUAAGGCAAACAUAACUUUUAGUUUUUCAUAAAACAAACGAAAAGGGUCCCUUAUGAAAUUAGUUUAAUUUUAAAAGCAUAGGCUAAAAGUGGACAGACUGUGUUAAACGGAAGUUUAGGGUCUUUCCACAAAUUUGAAUGCAACAUUAGCCGGGAAAUCAAAUGCUCUCUUAUGCAAAAACAACUUUACGUGCUGUGUGCUGAGCUAGCCAGUUAGUGCAAGUAGCGAGUCCUUACCUUAGAAUCUUACUUAUUCAAUUAAUUCACAUCUGUAUGCAAGAUUUCAGAAAGAUCUUUCGCUUGCACAUGAAAGAACAUGGGCAGCUACAGUGACUCCACCAGUGACCUAGAUGAGGAGUUGCCUGUGUUUGACUUCCUCCAGCCGGGUCGACGCCUCCGCCGAGCCUCACAGGGCCACGCAGGGAAACCAGAUUCAGAUGGCUCCAAUUCAGAACCCAAGUCCUCAGAAGCGAAGGGCAACACGGGCGCACACACAGGGAAGGCUGAUGUACUGAUGAUCAGCAGCGAUUCUGAUGACGGGGAACCUUAUGUCCCUUUGGCACAGAGACUCGAGCAGAGGCGAGUCAAUGCGAUUAGCACCUCGUCCGCCGUCGGUAAUGGGAAAGAUGCUGAGCGCUGCUCGCCAUCCAAUCUGGCCAGCUCUCUGCUCCCUUGCCAGAAUGUGUUUCCUGAGUCCGAUAGUCCGCUCGGCCUCCAUCAGGUAAGAACAGUGAGCCCAGUUGAGGUGGUGGCUGCUCAGAGAUGGUCGCCUCCCACCGACACCUCUCCUGCCAGGAGGAAACCUGCCAAGCGGACGGAAGAGGAGAUCCAGGCCUGCCGGGAGGAGGCUCUGCAGAAGAGGCAGGCCAGGGAGGGACAGCAGAGGGGCAAGGAGGCAACAAAGCAGGAACAAGAGAGACAGAAAGCAGAGAGGAAAGCUCUGGCGGAGGCAGCCAAGGCCUUGAGGCCAGAGGAGUGCAUCAAGCACAUGGUGGUGGCCGUGGACCCAGCUCUUUUGCAGCUGGAAGGAGGCGGCACCCUGCUGUCGUCGGUGCAGGCCCUGGGCUGCAGCUGCGCCGUAGAGAAGCAACCAUUCCCGCGCAGCGUCAGCUGGAUGAGGAGGGCUCCCUGUGCUCAGCCAGACGACGAUGGCAGCGCGUGUGUGCCAGAGCCCCACGUGGUGAUGCAGAUGACGGUCGACGACUUCAUCACUCUGAUCCACGGCUACGCUCAGGAAGAGAGGCUCGGUGGGAGUGGCUCUGGUCCGACCCUGACGUCCUGGGUGCAGGAGCAGCAGAGACGUUGCCCCAGUAAGGUCCUCAGCUUGGCAGUGAUCGAUCUGGAGAAAUACUUCAGAUCCCAGAAGUCACAGACCCAGAAGCGCUUUCGAGAGGCAGUUGCAGGCGAGGAGCGAGGGGGAGGGAAAGCGAAGAAGAGGAGGAAAAAUGGUGGGGAUGAGGCGCGACCUGAGGUGUCUCGAAUGGAGGUGGAGGAGGCAGUGGUGCAUCUCCAGCUUCACACUGGCGUCUCCAUCCGCUUCUUGUCAAACUGGAAGGACUUCUCGGAUCACAUCACCAUGACGACCAGAGCCGUCGCGGAAGCCCCUUUCAAGCGAGAGAGGGAGAAGACAGGCUUCUCGUUCUACCUGGAGAGCGAGUGGGCGGGGGGGCAGCGGGUGGACAGAGCCGGGAAGGGACUGCAGCAGGUGUGGAAGAGACAGAUCCAGCAGUUGAACAGAGUCAGUCCGGACAUGGCCUCGGCCAUCCUGGCAGCGUAUCCCUCCCCACAGCUACUCAAGAAGGCUUACAAUCUGUGCAAGACCGACCGCGAGAGGCUCUCCCUGCUGUCUGACCUUCUGAUCCGCCGAGGAGAAGGCGUCACCUCCACAACUCGACGCGUCGGCCCGGAGCUUUCCAAACGCCUCUUCCUCAUGAUGAACUCCUGCGAUCCUCAGCAGACUCUGGACUCCACCGUCUGACCUUUUUGAAAUAAGAUUUUUCUCAUCUUUGGACUGCGGCAGUUUCUGUUUAGAAAAUUGAAUUUUUAAACUAUGUAGUAAGAAUUCUAUUUUUAUUACAUUACAUUUUUAUGUCCUUUUUCUUAUGUAUAUAUUUUAGUUUCAUGAAAUUGCAUUUUUGAAGAAUGCAACCAUUAAAGGCACAAGA
Anoplopoma fimbria (sablefish) is the source of this 2208-nucleotide messenger RNA. RefSeq names its product essential meiotic structure-specific endonuclease 1 (gene eme1). The transcript is spliced from 9 exons. The record is from RefSeq and is a predicted model, not a curated record. Gene Ontology annotation, molecular function: DNA binding; nuclease activity. Gene Ontology annotation, cellular component: nucleus; Holliday junction resolvase complex. Gene Ontology annotation, biological process: double-strand break repair; replication fork processing; resolution of meiotic recombination intermediates. The coding region runs from base 360 to 2021 and encodes 553 amino acids. NCBI's taxonomy places the organism in Eukaryota, Metazoa, Chordata, Actinopteri, Perciformes, Anoplopomatidae.